AUGGCGCCGAGCGGAGCCUUCAGCCUCGUCCUCCUCCUCCUCCUCCUCUGCGGCCUCGGUGACACCACCCCGGCGGUGCGCCCCCCCCGUGCCCCCCCCCCCCCCGGGCAGCGGCUGCUGCGGGAGCUGCUGGGCCGGUACCGGGCGGGGGUUCGGCCGCGGGGGCCGGGGGGGGCCGUGGAGGUGCGGGUGGGGCUGGAACUGGCGCAGCUCAUCAGUCUGGAUGAAAAACACGAGGAGCUGACGACCAAAGUCUACCUGGAUCUGGGCUGGCAGGACCCGCGGCUGCGCUGGGACCCCCAAACCCAUGGGGGGCUGCGGGUGCUGCGGGUGCCCUCCGAGCAGCUCUGGCUGCCAGAUGUGGGGCUGGAGAACAACAAUGACGGCGAAUUUGGGGUGUCGCUGGGGAGCCGCGCGGUGGUCUCCCCCAAUGGCUCCGUGCGCUGGCGGCCGCCGGCACUGUUCCGCAGCCGCUGCCCCAUCCGGGUGUCGCAUUUCCCCUUCGAUUGGCAGAACUGUUCCCUCGUGUUCCGCUCGGGCUCCUACGGCGCCGCGGAGCUGCGGCUGCGCCCGGCGGGGGGGGGCGCCGCCCUCGCACCCCACUUCCAGGAGAACGGUCAGUGGGAGCUCUGUCACCGCUCCGGGCGCCGUCACGCGGGGCCUUCGCACGAGGACGUCACUUUUUACCUGGUGCUGCGACGCAAACCCCUCUUCUACAUCGUGAACGUCCUCGUGCCGUGCGCUCUCCUCACGCUCCUCGCCGACGCCGUCUUCUACCUCCCCCCCGACGCCGGGGAGAAGCUGACGCUGUCGCUGUUUGCGCUGCUGACGCUGACGGUGUUUCUGCUGCUGUUGGCGGACAAAGUGCCGUCGACGUCGCUGGCGGUGCCGCUCAUCGCACGCUCGCUCACCGCCGCCCUCGUGCUGCUCACGCUCUGCGUCAUCCUCAGCGUCGCCGUCCUCAACGUGCACCAUCGCUCGCACGCCUCGCACGACACCCCCCGCGGCGCCUACGCGGUGAGGGGGCGCCGGCGCGGGGGGAGAGGGAGAGGGAACCGUAGGGAGCGAUAGUGAUAGCGAUAGUGAGCGAUGGUGAGCGAUGGUGAGCGAUAGUGAAUGAUAGUGACAGUGAAAGUGAAUUAUAGUGAAUGAUAAUGAACGAUAGUGAGCAAUAGUGAACGAUAGUGAGCGAUAGUGAUAGCGAUA
Molecule: messenger RNA, 1206 nt
Organism: Cuculus canorus (common cuckoo)
Lineage: Eukaryota; Metazoa; Chordata; Aves; Cuculiformes; Cuculidae
Gene: CHRNB1
Product: cholinergic receptor nicotinic beta 1 subunit
Exons: 9
Coding region: 1-1071 (356 amino acids)
Biological process (GO): monoatomic ion transmembrane transport; regulation of membrane potential; signal transduction
Cellular component (GO): neuron projection; synapse; postsynaptic membrane
Molecular function (GO): acetylcholine-gated monoatomic cation-selective channel activity; transmembrane signaling receptor activity
Source: RefSeq, a predicted model, not a curated record